GAACAAAAAUUUUCAUAAGCAACCCUGAAAUCAUCCUUAAAUCUUCCUUCAGACCACCAAAUUAAAUGGGUCUCCAAACUGAUAUGUACCCUUCUCAUGGCUUCAAGAAGCAGCAGAGCUACUAUAACGAUAACGACUACUAUUCAUCGGAGGAUGAUUAUUACAGCAACAAUGGCUCAAGCAUGCAAAUGAAGAAGCCUUAUGGUUAUCCCACUGUAACCAGCACUCCUCAGCCAACCCAAAAUCAUCACAUGAUGAUGAGCCAUGGUGGCUAUAGCCACGACGAGGAUAGCUGGUACAACAAGGACAAUUACCAAAGUGGCAAUGGUGGUCAUAACAACAGCCACGGCCAAUAUGGGCAUAUGUCUCACGAUUCUGCUAAUAUAUCCAGCAAUAGUAGCAGCAUGUUCCAUGCUAAUGGAGGCUAUGGAAGUGGAAUGCAACUCUCUUCCCACGCAAAUGGUGGCUACGGGGGAAGUGGAAUGCAAUACUCUUCCCACGCGAAUGGUAGCUAUGGGGGGUAUGGAAGUGCAAUGCAACAAUCUUCCCACAUGAACGGUGGCUAUGGGAGCGGAAUGCAGCAUGCUUCCCACAUGAGUGGUGGCUAUGGAAGCGGAAUGAAGAAUUCAUCCCACAUGAGUGGUGGCUACGGCAGUGGAAUGCAGCAAUCUUCACAGAUGAAUGGUGCUUAUGGGGUUGGGAUGCAGCACUCUUCACACAUGAACGGUGGUUAUGGAGGUGGGAUGCAGCAAUCUUCACACAUGAAUGGUGGUUAUGGAGGUGGGAUGCAGCAAUCUUCCCACAAUCAUAUGUCCAGGGGAGUAGAGAACGAUUAUGAUACGAGCCCUGGUUACUAUGAACAGCAUAACAAGAAUACUGAUAUGUGGAACAUGAAGAGUUUGAAUGACUAAAUCCUCAAAAGUUUUUUGUGUAAGGUCGAACAAUAUAUAUAUGGUUGUUUUGGUUGAGGCUCUGUCUAUAUCACAAAGGCCUGAAACCUAAAUAUUGAAUUUAAACAACCCUGCUACUAUGUACUCAUCCAUGUAUUAGUUACUUUUUUACACCCAGAACUAUGAAUAAUUUGAAUUAUAUGUAUAACUAUAAUGAUCUUGAUGAGGUCAUUUCCAUAUA
Solanum dulcamara is the source of this 1131-nucleotide messenger RNA. RefSeq lists its product as uncharacterized. The record is from RefSeq and is a predicted model, not a curated record. The transcript has a single exon. The coding region runs from base 66 to 911 and encodes 281 amino acids. NCBI's taxonomy places the organism in Eukaryota, Viridiplantae, Streptophyta, Magnoliopsida, Solanales, Solanaceae.